ACUGCACCAACCACAACUACUACAGCUGCAACCACAACAACUACUCCAACCACAGCAACUACUGCCCCAACUACAACUGCACCAACCACAACUACUACUUCUCCACUCCAACCACCAACCACAACUACUACAGCUCCAACCACAACAACUACUGCCCCAACCACAACUACUACUGCUCCAACCACAACUACUACUGCUCCAACCACAACAACUACUGCACCAACCACGACAACUACUGCUCCAACCACAACCACUGCACCAACCACAACAACUACUGCACCAACCACGACAACUACUGCCCCAACCACAACUACUACUGCUCCAACCACAACAACUACAGCUCCAACCACAACAACUACUGCCCCAACCACAACAACUACUGCAUCAACCACAACAACCACUGCCCCAACCACAACUACUACUGCACCAACCACUACAACAACUGCACCGACCACAACAACUACUGCACCAACCACAACAACUACUGCCCCAACCACAACUACUACAGCUCCAACCACAACUACUACAGCUCUAACCACAACUUCUACUGCUCCAACCACAACAACUACUGCACCAACCACGACAACUACUGCUCCAACCACAACAACUACUGCUCCAACCACUACUACUGCUCCAACCACAACAACUACUGCUCCAACCACAACUACUACAGCUCCAACCACAACAACUACUGCCCCAACCACAACUACUACUGCUCCAACCACAACUACUACUGCUCCAACCACAACAACUACUGCACCAACCACGACAACUACCCCCAACUUCUGCUUCAACAACCACAACUGGUCCACCAACUUCAGUGUCAGCUCAUACAUCCACAGCUGCAGCAACAACUGUUGCCCCAACUACAUCUUCCUCCAGUGA
This is a messenger RNA of Solea solea (common sole), 885 nucleotides long. Its product is annotated as mucin-2-like. NCBI's taxonomy places the organism in Eukaryota, Metazoa, Chordata, Actinopteri, Pleuronectiformes, Soleidae. The transcript is spliced from 5 exons. The annotation marks the transcript as partial. The record is from RefSeq and is a predicted model, not a curated record.